This is a messenger RNA of Sceloporus undulatus (fence lizard), 1877 nucleotides long. RefSeq names its product arylacetamide deacetylase-like 4. Gene Ontology annotation, cellular component: membrane. Gene Ontology annotation, molecular function: carboxylic ester hydrolase activity. NCBI's taxonomy places the organism in Eukaryota, Metazoa, Chordata, Lepidosauria, Squamata, Phrynosomatidae. Bases 250 to 1482 code for a protein of 410 amino acids. The record is from RefSeq and is a predicted model, not a curated record. The transcript is spliced from 4 exons.
GUUACUACUCUCUCGACAGCCCUGGCUAUAUUGACUUUGUUCCCCAAUCUUAGGAAAGAUCUUGCUUAGUCAACAUCCCUUUAUCAAACUCCAUCUGGCUUCCUGUUGCAACAAGACGCUGCAACCGGCUCAGACAUCAUCGAGGGCUCUCCGGUUUCCAACAAUGUGCUUCUGGACUCGCUAGAAAACUUGCAGCCCCGGGAGAAAACAUAGAUCCAGACCUUCCAGCCAGGUGCUUUCGAGAGAAUCAUGGAGCUCAGCUAUACUUUCUUCAUGAUCCUUUUAGAAAUACUCGUCCUGCCCUUCGCUCUGCUGCUAGCUUGGGCCAUUUAUUGUGACCUCUCCAAGUCAGAGAUCCCUCCUGGGAUUGAUCAACCCAUGAAGCUCCGUGUUCUUCACUGGUUUCUCAUCCUCUCUUCAGCUUUGGGAAAGAUUCUGGAAAACCUUUGCCUCUGCUCUGAGAUACACUUCAUCCGCUACACCCAAGAAGGGAAGAAAAUGGGGGAAGAUCCCAAACUCAGCAUCCAGGACCUCACUUUUGAAGACAUCCCUGUGAGGGUUUACCAGCCAAGAGGAGCAACCGGGGACCAAAGGAGGAGAGGAGUCAUCUUCUUCCAUGGAGGAGGAUGGAUGUUUGGGAGCAUCAAUUCCUAUGAUCAUGUUUGCCGGUACAUCGCCAAAGAAAGUGAUUCAGUGAUUGUGUCCGUUGGAUAUCAUUUGGCACCUGAGCAGAAGUAUCCAUCCCAAUUUAAGGACUGCCUGACAGCCACCGUGCAUUUUAUGAAGACCGCAGAAGACUAUGGCGUGGAUCCUGCCCACAUUGUCAUCAGCGGCGACAGCGUCGGAGGGAACUUAGCGGCGUCCGUUUGCCAGAAUUUAGCCAACAGAUCUGAUCUCACAAAGCCCUUUGCUCAGAUUUUGAUCUACCCCGGCCUCCAGGCGAUUGACUUCAACUUGCCUUCCUACCAGCAAAACCGCUCUGUCCCCAUCUUGUACCGGGAGCACGUCGUCACCACCGCCUUGAAAUAUCUCAACAAGGACCUGUCGGUGACGGAAAGCGUUAUGCAGGGAUGCCACGUCCCCAGCGACGUCAAAAGGAGAUUCGGGAAAUGGAUCAACUCGGAGAACAUCCCCAAGGAAUUUAAGGUCAGAGGCUACAAACCGUAUUCCACCUCCUCGUUCUUGGAUGAUGUCUACGAAGUGGUGAAGCAAGCCUUGGAAACGACCUUCUCGCCACUUAUGGCGGAAGACGCUGUGGUUUCUCAGCUCCCCACAACGUGCAUCAUAACCUGCGAGUACGACGUUCUCAGGGAUGAUGGCAUUCUUUACAAGAAGCGCCUGGAGGACAACGGAGUCCCCGUCACAUGGUGCCAUAUUGAAAAUGGCUUCCACGGGGUGAUAAACCUGUUUGAUGGGUUGUUGGCGUUUCCUUCCGGCAAAAAGGGAAUGGACAGUAUUGUAACAUUUCUAAAAGGUUUAUGAGAAUCUUUGGGGUGUUGUGUUAUUGUGAUACCAAUACCUUUUUGUCUUCCUGCAAGUCCACCAUAUAUGAAAAAAGAAGCCUUCCAUAUCUUGACAACCCCAACAUUAGUUUGAAACAUCUGGGACAUUUUGGGCAGCUUAUUUGGAGUUAGACACCAUCCGUGCAUCAUCAAGUUAACUUUUAAAUCACUGCACAAUGUAAAUUUUAGACCACAUACCCCCCCCCCCCUCCAUUACAUCCAUAUGAACAUUAUGCCCAAAAUUUAGGACCCACCUUAUCAUAUACUCUUUUACAGGCUCAACUUCUGUCUCUAGUUUCAGUAGCCAUUCAUACCCUUUUUUAAAAACAUGGUCACCAUCUUCACAUGACUCUAAAUAAAACUCAUUUUCUCUAA